GCGAUAAGCAGUGUUUGCAGGCGUUUACUAGGCUCCUGAUUUGCCCUGUGUUUCAGGUCAGAAGUCCUGGAUUUCCCGUUUUCCUUUUAAUAAUUAGCUUGCGCUCAGAACAUUCAGCUGCAUGGGACAGUUAAACAUGGAAAAGGGCCAGGCAGAACUGCUCCAGUCCUAAAGCUACGGCUGCUUAUUACCCAGAAUUACAAUGGCCAAGGCAAGGAAAGAAAACUACUAUGGGAAACAUGGUGAACCUCGCAAGUUUGACCCAACGUUUAGAGGACCUGUCCACAAAAGGUACUGUACUGAUGUGGUCUGCUGUGUGAUCUUUGUCGUCAUCAUCCUGGGCUACAUUGCUCUGGGAACUGUGGCCUGGAUUCACGGAGACCCAAGGAAAGUGGUGUACCCCACUGACAGCUAUGGGCAGUUCUGUGGCCAACAAGGCACUCCAAACACAAAAAAAGCCAUAUUGUUCUACUUCAACAUUUUGAAAUGUGCCAGUCCUGCUGUCCUAAUCAAUUUACAGUGCCCGACCACACAGGUAAGAGAGGUCUCCUGCUUUUAGCCAUUUAACAUCCUGCUCACACAUUUGAAACUCCCGAGCUCUUAAAACAUCAGCAGGGAGACAAUCUACAGACCUUUCUGCAAGACUCUAUUUAAUUGUCACGUUUAAUUUCAGCCUGUUGGACAAGUAUUACGAGAUGAAGAUUGUCCCUCAAUGUUGGUUCCUAGCAGACCAUUUCUUCAGCGGUGCUUUCCUGACUUCACUACCAGAAAUGGGGUGCUGACUGUUGCCAACAAAACUAUGUUCAAAGACGGACGAGGCCAAAUGAGAAACGUGACUGACCUCCGAGAGGCCGCCAGAGCGAUAAACAGUCUUCUUGAUGCCAGAGAAGUUGGGAUGAAGAUUUUCGAAGACUACGCCAGCUCAUGGUUUUGGAUUUUAAUAGGCCUGUUCAUCGCCAUGGUGGUGAGCCUGGUCUUCAUCCUGCUCCUGCGCUUCACUGCGGGGGUGCUUCUCUGGCUCAUCAUCUUCGGAGUCAUUGGAGUUAUCGGAUACGGAAUCUGGCACUGCUUCUGGGAGUACAACACCCUGAGAGGGAAGCCUGGCGCUGACGUUACCAUCUCUGACAUCGGCUUCCAGACAGACUUCACCGUCUACCUGAAACUCACCCAGUCCUGGCUCAUUUUCAUGGUGUUUCUCUGCAUCGUCGAAGUGAUAAUAAUUUUGGUGCUAAUAUUCUUGAGGAACAGAGUCCGCAUUGCAAUUGCUUUGCUCAGAGAAGGAAGCAAGGCCAUCGGAUACAUCAUGUCGACUCUCUUCUAUCCCAUCAUCACCUUAUUCCUCAUCGCUGUCUGCAUCUCCUACUGGGCUGUUACAGCUGUCUUCCUGGCCUCCUCAGGCGAGCCGGUCUACAAAGUGAUGCCCGCACAACCCAACUGCAUGUAUGCCAACCUCACCUGUAACCCGGAAAUCUUCAAUAAAACGAACGUCACCAAGGUGUGCCCGGGCUCACAGUGCACCUUUGCCUUCUACGGCGGCGAGAGCCUCUACCACAAGUACAUCCUGGUGCUGCAGCUGUGCAACCUGCUGGUGUUCCUGUGGCUGGUGAACUUCGUCAUCGCCCUGGGCCAGUGCACCCUCGCGGGCGCCUUCGCCUCCUACUACUGGGCCCUGAGGAAGCCAGCUGACAUCCCGGCCUGCCCACUCUUCUCCUCCUUCGGCAGAGCAAUAAGAUAUCACACAGGCUCUCUGGCGUUUGGCUCCCUGAUUCUGGCCAUUGUCCAGCUGAUCCGAAUCGUCCUGGAGUACCUGGAUCACAAGAUCAAAGGUGCGCAGAACAGCUUUGCCAGAUUCCUCCUGUGCUGUCUAAAAUGCUGCUUCUGGUGUUUGGAGCAUUUCAUUAAAUUCAUGAACAGGAACGCAUACAUAAUGAUUGCGGUAUACGGCAAAAAUUUCUGCACAUCAGCCAAAGAGGCUUUCUUUUUGUUGAUGAGGAAUGUCGUCAGAGUUGCAGUAUUAGAUGAGGUCACAGACUUUUUGCUCUUCCUGGGGAAAGUUCUAAUUGCAGGAAGUGUUGGUGUACUUGCCUUCUUUUUCUUCACACAUAAAAUACCUAUAUUUGAAGGAGAAGUGCCAUCGCUGAACUAUUACUGGGUGCCACUGCUGACAGUGAUAUUUGGCUCCUAUCUGAUUGCACAUGGCUUUUUCAGCGUCUAUGCAAUGUGUGUGGACACCCUCUUCCUGUGUUUCUGUGAAGACCUUGAGAGAAAUGACGGAACGCCCUCUAAGCCUUACUUCAUGUCUCCCGGCUUGCACAGAAUCCUGGGGAAAAACGAGCAAAGCCCCAAAAAGGCUACAGGCUAACUGCUUCUAUUGCAAGGCUUUACCUGAAAUAGCUUUACUUACAGUAUUUGUGAUCUUAGCAUGCUUUAAGUAACUUGUGGCUGAGACUUGGCUGUGCUGUUCAUUGGCUGAAUUUAAUGUUAAUAUGAACUAGCAGGAGCCGGUUGUAAAUGGACAGCUCCACUUGGAGAAAUAUAUGGCUCUAUUCAUGUCUUAUCUUUCUGGGGUGCUGAUACUUUUGCCUUUUUAUGUACUCCAUUGUCAUCGACAGACUACACUCCGCACUGCUUGCUGCUGGGAUAUAUGCCUUGCCUUAAUAGCAGCAAUUACCAAAUCUGGGUGUUUCUCGCCGUCUGCAGGUUUUUGUUUCAGCUGAGCCCUUGAUUUAAUUGAACUCCCAAUUGAAUUGAUUUACUAAUGACGCUUUUAUGAAUUGUUUUCAGUUCUGCGACUGUUACUUUACUGCUAAGAAAUCAUAAAUGGCUUGGAAACGUCACCUUUUCCUUCAGGAGCAGCAUGGUUUAAGAGAUCUAAUCAAUCAGAUUUAGGGUUCAAUUAAGCAAGUGCAGGUCCAGCUGAUUGAAAGCCAGCAAGAUACUAGGGUUGGGAGGAAUAGAACGAGGGAGAUCUGAUUAGUAUUCUUAAUUGUGGGACAAAGUUGGGAAUUGUGGGUAAGGACCCCAUGGAAUUUAAUACACAAAUGCAAAUGAACACAUCUGUGUUCAAUCAAGAGGUAGAGGCAGGGGAGACGGUGAUGCAACGGCAUAGCCUAGUUUAGUGUAGUUUGAAGAGGCUGGAGCUUGUGGCAUCAGAUAAGACACCAACCUGUCUUAGCAAAGCAGUAUUGAAAUCCAAAUAUCCAAAUACUGUACCGAGUUCCAGUAAGGAAGAAAAAGGUCAGUUAGCUGCUGAAUCUUAUAUUUUAGAAGUUAAGCAAUUCAUUGUAAUAUAGACCUGUACUUUGUUUAGCAUUAAGGGCUUUCAAAAAGUUAUUUUUUGCAAGGGAUGUUUUGUCAUUUGUAGUUGACCGUGUAAUCACCUGUAUACAACUAGUGUAAAGCUAAAUUUUGGUUGCAUAUUUCCUUUUAUUACUAUAUUAGCUAGGAAUACUGUACAUUUCAGGUUUACAGAUACAUUAUUUUUGACAAAAACCCUUAUUUCACCUAAAACGUUAGUGCCAGCUGGCAGAUUACCUAUGGUCUUUAGUUGAGACAUAAAUGUUUAAGCCAGUGCAAAGCAUAAGAUCUGAAUAGAGCCUGCUGUGUUUCAGGAAUUGACUAAUAGACAAACUGCAUUUUCUAGUUAAUGUGCCUAGGUAAGAAAAACUUUUUGGAUCUAACGCUGAACACCUUUUUGAAUACAGUUUAUAAAAGGAUGUCAAAGCCAUUUUUGGUAAUUUUGUACUAGAGUGGUACAUAAAAAAGUGCUACAUUUUUAUAACACUAUUAUAUACUUGUUUUUUUGUAAGUUUUUUUUUGGGGGGGUAUUUAAAGUCUUUGUAAUAGGGUGAAAUUUCUUUUGUAAAAAUGGAGUGAAAAUGUGAACAAUUUUUUUAAAAUAAAUUCCACCACUUUAAAACUGGUGCUGCAGUUCAGGA
Lepisosteus oculatus (spotted gar) is the source of this 3938-nucleotide messenger RNA. The record is from RefSeq and is a predicted model, not a curated record. NCBI's taxonomy places the organism in Eukaryota, Metazoa, Chordata, Actinopteri, Semionotiformes, Lepisosteidae.